GAAAGCUGGCGACGAGCCGAACCUGCUCCGCGCUCCUCCCCCGCCGGCGCUCCUCGGCCCGGCUGCCGCGGUCAUGACCGAUAACAUCCCUUUGCAGCCGGUCAGGCAGAAAAAGCGGAUGGACAACAAGCACCGCGGCGGAUGCUGUGAUUGCCUAAGAUGUUGUGGAAGAAGAGACCCCAGGCCUCGAACUGUCUGGCUUGGCCAUCCCGAAAAGAGGGAUCAGAGAUAUCCACGCAAUGUCGUCAACAACCAGAAGUACAACUUCUUUACUUUUCUACCAGGAGUCCUGUUCAACCAAUUCAAAUAUUUCUUCAAUCUCUACUUUUUAUUUCUUGCCUGUUCUCAAUUUGUUCCUGAAAUGAGGCUUGGUGCACUUUACACAUAUUGGGUUCCACUGGGCUUUGUGCUUGCUGUUACCAUCAUCCGUGAGGCUGUAGAAGAGAUCCGAUGUUACAUGCGUGACAAGGAAGUCAACUCUCAGAUUUACAGCAAGCUCACAGCAAGAGGCACAGUGAAGGUGAAAAGUUCGAAUAUUCAAGUGGGAGACCUUAUCAUUGUGGAAAAGAACCAACGGGUCCCUGCUGACAUGAUUUUCUUGAGGACAUCAGAAAGAACGGCUCCUGCUUUCCUCCGAACGGAACAGCUGGAUGGUGAAACAGAUUGGAAACUGCGUCUCCCUGUCAGCUGUACUCAGAGGUUACCUACUGCUUCUGACCUUCUUCAGAUCAGAUCAUAUGUUUAUGCAGAGGAGCCAAAUAUUGACAUCCAUAACUUCGUUGGGACAUUCACAAGAGAAGACAGUGAUCCCCCUUGUGAAUGAGAGCUUGCGUAUUGAAAAUACCUCUGGGCUAGCACAGUAAUUGCUUUAGGAACAGUUGUGGGAGUUGUUCUCUAUACAGGUCAAGAGUUGCGCAGUGUCAUGAAUACCUCAAAUCCACGCAGUAAGAUUGGUCUCUUUGACUUAGAAGUUAACUGUCUGACCAAGAUACUCUUUACGGCCUUGGUGGUGGUCUCCCUUGUCAUGGUUUCCCUCCAACACUUUGCUGGCCGCUGGUACCUUCAGAUCAUCAGAUUUCUCUUGUUCUCAAAUAUCAUCCCUAUCAGUUUACGGGUGAAUCUUGACAUGGGAAAAAUUGUCUACAGCUGGAUGAUCCGGAGGGAUUCUAAAAUUCCUGGCACAGUAGUUCGAUCUAGCACAAUCCCAGAGCAACUAGGCAGAAUAUCCUAUUUGCUUACUGAUAAGACAGGGACUCUAACACAGAAUGAGAUGGUUUUCAAACGUGUCCAUCUUGGAACAAUGGCUUAUGGGUUUGACUCCAUAGAUGAAGUUCAGAGCCAUAUCUUUAGCAUAUAUACAGAGCAGUCGCAGGAACCACCUGCUUUAAAAGCACCCAACCUGGCUACCAAAGUCCGAAAAACCCUGAGCAGCCGUGUCCAUGAGGCUGUGAAAGCAAUUGCUCUCUGCCACAAUGUGACUCCUGUCUACGAAUCGAAUGGUGUGACAGAUCAGGCUGAAGCUGAGAAGCAUUAUGAAGAUUCUUGCAGGGUGUACCAAGCUGCUAGUCCUGAUGAGGUGGCCCUGGUGCAAUGGACAGAAAGUGUUGGCUUGACACUGGUUGGAAGGGACCAGGCUUCUGUGCAGCUGAGGACUCCUGGUGGCCACAUUCUAAACUACACCAUCCUCCAGAUUUUCCCCUUCACGUAUGAAAGUAAACGAAUGGGGAUUAUUGUUCGGGAUGAAUCUACAGGAGAAAUAACAUUCUACAUGAAAGGGGCGGAUGUGGUUAUGGCAGGCAUUGUUCAAUACAAUGACUGGCUGGAGGAAGAGUGUGGUAACAUGGCAAGAGAAGGAUUAAGAGUUCUUGUAGUAGCAAAGAAAUCCCUGUCUGAGGAGCAAUAUCAAGAUUUUGAGGCCCGCUACGUCCAAGCAAAAUUAAGUGUCCACGACCGCUCCCUGAAGGUAGCCACAGUGAUUGAGAGCCUGGAGAUGGAGAUGGAGCUGCUCUGUCUGACUGGAGUAGAAGAUCAACUACAGGUGGAUGUCAGGCCAACUUUGGAAACUCUGAAAAAUGCUGGCAUUAAGGUAUGGAUGCUCACAGGGGAUAAACUGGAAACAGCCACGUGUACAGCUAAGAAUGCACAUCUGGUAACCAGGUCUCAGGACAUUCAUAUAUUUAGACUGGUGACCAACCGUGGAGAAGCACAUUUGGAGCUAAAUGCUUUCCGACGCAAGCACGACUGCGCCCUGGUGAUUUCUGGGGAUUCCUUGGAGGUAUGCUUGAAAUACUAUGAGUAUGAGUUCAUGGAACUGGCUUGCCAGUGUCCAGCAGUCAUCUGCUGUAGAUGUGCCCCAACACAAAAGGCUCAAAUUGUACGCUUACUCAAGGAGAGAACUGGGAAGCUGACCUGCGCAGUAGGUGACGGGGGAAACGAUGUCAGUAUGAUUCAGGAAGCAGAUUGUGGUGUCGGUGUUGAAGGAAAGGAAGGAAAACAAGCCUCCCUUGCAGCCGAUUUCUCCAUCACUCAGUUUAAGCACCUGGGGCGGCUAAUGGUGCAUGGAAGAAACAGCUACAAAAGAUCUGCUGCUCUCAGCCAGUUUGUGAUCCACAGAAGUUUGUGCAUCAGUACCAUGCAGGCAUUUUCUCUUCGGUUUUACUUUGCUUCUGUUCCGCUCUAUCAAGGCUUUCUCAUCAUUGGGUAUUCUACCCUCUACACCAUGUUUCCAGUAUUCUCUCUAGUGCUGGACAAAGAUGUCAAAGCGGUAGUGGCCAUGUUGUAUCCAGAGCUCUACAAAGAUCUCCUGAAGGGAAGGCCGUUAUCUUAUAAGACAUUUUUGAUCUGGGUUUUAAUAAGUAUCUACCAAGGGAGCAUAAUUAUGUAUGGUGCACUUCUGCUUUUUUGAGUCGAAUUUGUCCACAUUGGAAUUUCCUUCACAUCCUUGAUCCUCACUGAACUGCUGAUGGUGGCACUGACCAUUCAGAUGCACUGGCUCAUGAUAGUGCAGAAUUACCAGUCUGUCAUGCUACAUUGCUCACUGGUCUUCUUACAUGAAUUUAUCGGUAACUAUCUUUUGUCAACUUUAUCAUUCUUAUGGAAGGUGACUGUGAUCACCUUAGUCAGCUGUCUUCCUCUCUAUGUCCUAAAGUACCUGAGACGAAGGUUUUCUCCCCCAAGUUAUUCAAAACCUCACCUCGUAGGGGCAAGGACUUCGCUUUUCUUCUUUGCACAGUGCUUACAGACUCAAUAAAUGUGUAUUCAUCAUCGAACGAUGUCCGACAGUUGGAUAAACAAUCUGCACUGGCUGGGGAACAUUGCUGGAAGACUGAAUAAUUCAGUUAAAACAAAACAAAAAACCCUCACAGUCAAACGAAGCAGAGAAAACUUAUACCCGCGAUUCAGUUUUGUACUUUUAUAUUAUCAAACUGAAAACAAAUGCAUGUAACUGGGAAGGAAAAAAUUGUCUGCCUGGGAUGGGUUCUACUUUCCUGGAAAGUGCUGAGUCAACUGUUGAGAUGACAAAUGUUUCAAAUGUCUUUUCCUUUUUCUGGGGGGGGGGGUUGACUUAUUUAAUUUCCUCAUUUUUAUUGCUACUUAUCUUUUGAGUUCAGGUCCUCAUUGUGAACAUUUUCUGUGCCUUGGGAACGCUUUCAACUGAGCAACGCAACAGUGUAGUUUAACAGGCCACUAGACAUACCUCAUGCCAGGCUGACUUCUUUGAUGGUGGUCCAACGCAAAUCACAAUUACUGAUUCUGAUUAUUGGCUUCGAUUUUCUUGAAUUUUCUGCAAAAAAAAAAAAGGAAUUCAGAGAUGAGUCUUUCCAGUUAAAACAUCUUGUGGUGGUUUUCUAAAGGAAAUGUGUCUUUUUUCCUAAAGAGAAAUUAUUGAACAGUUUUUGGGGGCAGAGAAGAAAAUUGUAACCUCAUAUCCUGGUUCUGCAAGGACAAACUGCCCAAUUUAUUAACACAAAGGUAAGAGUGGAUGAUCAUUUCCAGGAAAAGAAGAACAGUUAGAAGCUUAGAUUUCACCCUACAAUUACCAGCCACCUUCCCCUCUGCAACCUCCAGCUCUCUUUCCUGAGGUUUUCUGCAAAACAGCUAAAAACAAGCUUGGCUGCCAGAACCAAAGAGAAUAAAGGGAGUGAGAUAACUGACAGGUAAGAAAAAGGAUCAGAAGUUAGGGAUAGGCAACUCCUUGGGAGUUAUUAAAGAAACGUUUGUGCAAAGCACAACUCUGAAGCUACUUCGCAAAAGCAACAGACCUUUACUCAUGUUGUUAGUUUGGAAGAGACUGUACACUACAUGGAUGCAAUAUCAUUUUCUGUCCAAUGAAACUCCUAGAUUCGGACUGAUGCACAAUACUUGAGGGAGGUUGUUACCUGUAUGGCUUUAUCUGUUCUGCCUAGCAUAAAUCCCCCUAUCCCUGCCUUUUUGGAUAUUUAUUAAGAAUAAAUUCUUAAUGCUAAUUCUCCCAUGCACAUUCCCCAAUUCACAUGACAUUAUUUUCUCUCAGAAUGCAGGUUUUAUUAGACUUUUCCCCAGGUAUUUGGUGGUGGUUAUAAAUGUGCAGUUGCAUCCUCACGCUGGAGGAGAAGAAAUGAUUAAAACACUCCCACCAACAUUGACCUAGCAAUGAGAGCAAACCCUACUCCUUACUAGCACUGAUGAUGUUACCUAGUUUGGAUAAUGAAACAUCUGCAAGAAAACAAUCUAGCUCAGGGAGCACCAAGGACCCCUCAUCUUUCUUUCCAUUUUCUUCACUUUCCUGUAACAAAGGAAAAAAUCUUGUCGUAGAGCAGAUGGCACUAAGACUUGAACAUUGAAGCACUCAGAGUUUAGAUUUAAGGUGGAAAGAAAUGUAAGCUAGAAUAUUACACUCAGCUAAAAUAUUGUACUCGGUUGAGUUGAGCAAAACUUUUGCACUCUGGUGCUUCCUAUUGGAUAGAGUAUUUCUAGUGGGGUACAG
This is a messenger RNA of Thamnophis elegans (Western terrestrial garter snake), 4966 nucleotides long. It is a transcript of the gene ATP9A, whose product is annotated as ATPase phospholipid transporting 9A (putative). Gene Ontology annotation, cellular component: endosome; trans-Golgi network; plasma membrane. NCBI's taxonomy places the organism in Eukaryota, Metazoa, Chordata, Lepidosauria, Squamata, Natricidae. The record is from RefSeq and is a predicted model, not a curated record. Gene Ontology annotation, biological process: retrograde vesicle-mediated transport, Golgi to endoplasmic reticulum; phospholipid translocation; endocytosis. Gene Ontology annotation, molecular function: ATP binding; ATP hydrolysis activity; magnesium ion binding.